Molecule: messenger RNA, 1071 nt
Organism: Mucor velutinosus
Lineage: Eukaryota; Fungi; Mucoromycota; Mucoromycetes; Mucorales; Mucoraceae
Exons: 4
Coding region: 1-1071 (356 amino acids)
Biological process (GO): tRNA dihydrouridine synthesis
Molecular function (GO): flavin adenine dinucleotide binding; tRNA dihydrouridine synthase activity
Source: RefSeq, a predicted model, not a curated record
AUGUCCUUUAGCAAAAAGGCAUUUCAUACAGCAUGUCGACAGUUGCAUACAACAAGACUGCAGAGACCCAUCAGCGUGGCUCCUAUGGUUGAUAUUACGACACCUCAAUUUCUUGAGCUAUUACAUAUCAUCAGUGGCCAAGAUCGGUACGAGUACUACACUGAGAUGCACCAUAGUCAUGCCAUUAUAAACCAUGCCUCUCAUUUGCAUCGAUUCGUUGGUAACCCAAGGCCCAAUGUCACUGUUCAAUUGGGCGGUUCGGAUGUAGAAGCCAUGGCUACAGCAACCAAACUAUUGCAAGAUCACGGCUACGCUCAAGUAAAUAUCAACAAUGGAUGCCCUAGUCCCAAUGUCCAGCAUGGUAAAUUUGGAGCAGUGCUAAUGAAAACCCCACAACUAGUAGCCGAUAUGCUGACAGAGAUGGAGAAGCGCCAUGUCACGAUACCAGUAACUGUCAAAUGUAGAACAGGCAUUGAUGAUCAAGAUGAUUUUGGAUUUUUACAACACUAUGUGGAUACACUAUUGACAGGCACAACAAGACCUCCACCUCAUCUGAUUGUCCAUGCCCGAAAAUGCAUCUUGAAGGGAUUGUCACCAAAGCAGAAUCGAAGUAUCCCUCCACUCAACUAUGAGCGAGUGUUUGAUCUGAGCAAAGCAUUCCCGGAUCUACCAAUCACUAUCAAUGGUGGAUUCACCACUGUGGAGCAGAUCAACAUGAUGGUGGAAAAAGUAGAUGGUUGUAUGAUUGGAAGAAAAGUCAUGGACGACCCUAUGUUUCUCCAAGAGAUUGAUAAAUCCAUCUACAACCAGCAACAAGUCAAAACCAUUGAGCAGAUCACUUCUGACUAUUUAGAUUACGCUGACAGACUCUAUUCCACUCGUCUGGAUAAAGAAGACUAUGGCUUACCCCCACUCACACUGAUGGUUCGACCUCUGAUGGCUUUGUACAAGGGCAAGAAGGGCCGUAUAUUCCGUCGAGAGAUACAAAACACACUGAAAUCCGAUACGCCAUCAAAUCAAUUCUCCACAUUGGUGACAAAUGCAUUGAAUAAAAGUGUUGUUUCCAUGUAA